Colletotrichum spaethianum is the source of this 1527-nucleotide messenger RNA. RefSeq names its product lysophospholipid acyltransferase. The record is from RefSeq and is a predicted model, not a curated record. NCBI's taxonomy places the organism in Eukaryota, Fungi, Ascomycota, Sordariomycetes, Glomerellales, Glomerellaceae. The coding region runs from base 1 to 1527 and encodes 508 amino acids. Gene Ontology annotation, molecular function: 1-acylglycerophosphocholine O-acyltransferase activity; 1-acylglycerol-3-phosphate O-acyltransferase activity. Gene Ontology annotation, cellular component: endoplasmic reticulum; membrane. Gene Ontology annotation, biological process: glycerophospholipid biosynthetic process; lipid modification. The transcript is spliced from 2 exons.
AUGCUGCUCCGCCUCUUUGGCAACCUGCUAUGCUGCUGGCUCCUUAGAGCUGACAUUUUACGUCUUGCCUUUAGCACCUCUACGUUCUAUCUAGUCGGUCUUUUCGACCUGUGGGACGGUGUGCGCACCCUUGCCAUCGACUCUGUUGGCGUUUACUGCAUCGCCAAGUACCUGCGCACUAGUCCCUUUAUGCCAUGGGCCGGCUUCGGUUUUCUCAUGGGCCACAUGUCCAUAAGUCACAUUGCCCGUCAAGCUGCCAACAGCCCAUCCUCCGUCGACAUUACAGGCGCCCAAAUGGUUCUCCUCAUGAAGCUAAGCGCGUUCUGCUGGAACGUGGCCGAUGGUCAUCUCCCAGAGGACCAACUAUCUGACUACCAAAAGGAGAGGAGGCUGGUUGGCCUUCCAGGUAUCCUGGACUAUGCCGGUUACGUUCUCUUCUUUCCCUCUCUCUUUGCCGGGCCUGCUUUUGACUACAUCGACUAUCGCAAGUGGAUAGACACGACGAUGUUCGACCUCCCUGCCCAGGUUGACCCCUCUAAAGCGCCUCCCGUGAGGAAGAAGAGAAAAAUCCCUCGCAGUGGCACGCCCGCCAUCCUGAAAGCUGCUAGUGGCUUGGGUUGGAUCGGUCUUUUCAUGGUUCUUUCCAACUACUAUUCAACCGCCUAUCUGACGAGUCCCUCCUACAUGGACCACGGCUUCCUACACAGGGUAUGGAUUCUUCACAUGUCUGGUUUUACGGCCCGGUUGAAGUAUUACGGUGUUUGGUCCUUGACAGAGGGUGCUUGCAUUCUGGCUGGCUUGGGCUACAACGGUGUGGAUCCCGUCACCGGCAAGGUAUCGUGGAAUAGGCUGCAAAACAUCAAUCCUUGGGGCGUUGAGACGGCUCAAAAUACCCGCGCGUAUCUCGGCAACUGGAACAUGAACACCAAUAAUUGGCUGAGGAACUACAUCUAUCUCAGGGUCACGCCAAGAGGAAAGAAGCCCGGUUUCCGUGCAAGCCUCGCUACUUUCGGCACCAGCGCUUUGUGGCACGGCUUCUACCCUGGCUACUACUUGAGCUUCAUCCUCGCUAGCUUCACCCAGACAGUGGCCAAGAAUUACCGCCGCUACUUCCGUGCCUUCUUUAUCGAUCCCACCAGUGGUGCACCCACCUCCAGCAAGAUCUACUACGACAUUCUCUCCUGGUUCGUGACUCAGGUGGGUAUGUCGUUUGUCGUCGCUCCCUUCAACAUUCUUGAAUUUUCCGGCUCGGUUCAGGUGUGGGCCCGCGUCUAUUUCUAUACUAUUGUGGGCACCGCGCUGUCCAUAGCCUUCUUUGCCUCGCCCGCCAAGCAAAUGCUGAGGAAGCAACUCGAGCAACGGCAAGGCAAGGCUGGGGCCAAGCUUACGCGCACUCUGAGUCAGGACAGUCUCUCGGGCCGAGAGCCCGUUUUGGGAGUAUCGGCGGAUCCUCAGCGAGAGAUUGACGAAGCCAUGGAAGAAAUUAAGGCCGAGGUGGAGGCCCGGCAGAAGAAGAAGGCUGCUUAG